ACAACCCUUAUCAUGAACAUUCGAAAUUCACCAUAAGGACAAUAAACAAUUCAGGGCUUCAUCAAUGAAAUUCCCUUUGGCAUCAAAUUAUUGACUAUAAUAACUCUAAUUGUCUUUUUCAUUAAUGUUUUGUUUGAUGGGUUCUUUGCAAAAUAGUUUAUAGAUAUUCCAAUCAAAGUUUUUCAAGACUUCCAAUUAUGGAGAUUGUUCUUUACGCAAUUCAUAGAAUGUAAUACAAUAAUAUAUCGCUCAUAGCUUUAUUUGGAGCUAUCCUAAUGCCCUUAUUCAUUUGCAUGAGUCUUUCAGAUCUAGAAAAGAGAAUUGGCACAGUUGUAUUCAUACUUGAUUUCUUUUUUAAAAGUUUCCUGAUUCAAGUAAUUUCUUCUCUCUAAUUAGGUCAUAUACUUAAUCUUGUCCUUGAUCAUAUAGAACAAUAACAUACCUUCAAAAGGAUUGUGGAAUGUGUAUUUGGUUUACCUUAGUUUAUAGUAUCAAUCAUCAAUAUUCCCCUAGAUGCUUUGCUGAACCAAACUAAUUGCGAAGACUUUUCUUCUUUCCUUGUGACCUUCCUGCCAAAAUCAUCCCAUUCCUUCUUGUGCUAAUAGGAUUCUUAAUGAGUCAAAGCUUUGAUCCUAUCGCAGCUCUUAUCCUAGCAUAUAUUGAGGCUAAUUACUUCAAUUUCAUGAUCUUUAGGCCUAGUCAAGUAGAAUAUAGCCAUUUAAAUUAAUUAGCGAUUUAUUCAAAAGUUGGAGAAUGGUUUUCUAUUUCGAGAUGUCAAAUCCAGAUCAGAUUUCUUUCUUUUGACAGAAAAUUUAUAAGGCAGACCUUAAAAUCAAGCUGACUUGCCAGUACAACAUGUAGAAGAAUUCCAAGAGAAAGGAAUAUAAAUUGGAUCCAGCCUUAAUUUUGAUAAUGUUGAAACCAAUAAUAAGUAAACCUUCCAAUAAUCUAGUAAUUAAACUUAAUAAGACAAUUUAAAAUGAAGCAGAUGAUAGAUAGUUCUUAUUUUA
This is a messenger RNA of Paramecium octaurelia, 1010 nucleotides long. NCBI's taxonomy places the organism in Eukaryota, Ciliophora, Oligohymenophorea, Peniculida, Parameciidae. The record is from the annotation of a GenBank genome assembly.